AUGUCGGACUCGACCGCGCCCUCGGCGCACCGUCCUCGAGGGUCCGAGGAUUUUGGUGUCUUUGAUGAUGCCAAGACCUAUUAUGCCUCCGACGAACGACACACUGGCCGAUUUGCGAACCGCACCCGCACAUACUCCCAGAGCAGCUUGAUCAAGCAAAUCGAGCGAAUGAACGUCCCAGAACCUUUUCGUCGCGGAAGCCACGAUGAGAGCAACCUGGAGCAAGGCCGCCGCUUCCUCAUCCAAGUCGAUGCCACGCUCGAGAGCUUAAAAGCCCAAGAAGAUACCGAUGGAAACAUGCAAAUCACCAUCGAGGACCACGGUCCCAAAGUACUUCCCCUAAGAACUGCCGCCUCCGCUGGCUAUCACCGCUACGAAGUCCGUGGCACGUAUAUGCUGUCCAACCUUCUUCAGGAGUUGACUCUGGCCAAAGAAUACGGCCGCAAGCAAAUCAUCCUCGACGAAGCUCGACUCAAUGAAAACCCUGUCAAUCGACUUUCUCGUCUCAUCAAAGAUCAUUUCUGGGAUGGCUUGACUCGACGCAUCGAUGCAUCCAGCAUUGAAAUUGCUGCUCGCGACCCUAAAGAUUGGACCGACGACCCCCGGCCCCGCAUUUAUGUGCCAUUCAAAUGCACCGCACAAUACGACUACUACAAGCAGGUCGCAGUUGACCGCCCAGAGAUUCGACUAGAUGUGCAAUUACUCCCCGAGAUUAUCACCCCGGAGAUUAUUCGUGACAUGAAUGAGAAACCUGGCCUUCUUGCCGUUGCCGUUGAAGAGAUUGAGGAGCAAGACCCUGUCAAGGGCACUAUCAAAACUCUCCGCGGUCUCCCUUUUGUUGUGCCUGGUGGCAGAUUCAACGAAUUAUACGGAUGGGAUAGCUACAUGGAGUCUCUUGGACUGUUGGUUAACGACCGUGUUGACCUAGCCAAGGCAAUGGUGCUGAACUUUUGCUUUUGCAUCGAGCACUAUGGAAAGAUUCUCAACGCUACGCGGUCAUACUAUCUUGGCCGCUCCCAGCCGCCUUUCCUGACGGACAUGGCUCUGCGGGUCUACGAGAAGAUCAAGCAUGAGCCCGAUUCACUCGAGUUUCUGCGUCGCUCAAUCCUCGCAGCCAUCAAAGAGUACCACAGUGUAUGGACCGGACAGGCUCGUCUGGACCCUACGACCGGCUUAUCGAGAUACUGCCCGGAAGGUCUUGGAGUUCCUCCCGAGACCGAACCUAGUCACUUUGUCCACAUUCUUGAGCCCUACGUCGAGAAGCAUGGCAUGAAGUUCGAUGAGUUCGUUCGGGCAUACAACUACGGCGAGAUUAAAGAGCCUGAGCUGGACCAGUAUUUUAUGCACGACCGUGCAGUGCGAGAGUCUGGCCAUGAUACCAGCUACCGUUUUGAAGGAGUUUGCGCCAAUCUGGCAACGAUUGAUCUCAACUCGCUACUAUUCAAGUAUGAGACUGAUAUUUCUCGUACCAUCCGCAGCCUGUUUGGUGACAAACUCAUCAUGCCGGAAGAAUUUUGCCAGGGCACGCCCUACAAGCCUGGCGACAUUCUCACGUCUGCCAUGUGGGACCGCAAAGCCAAGAGACGCAAGCUCACCAUGGACAAGCUGAUGUGGAAUGAGGAAGAAGGCAUGUUUUUUGACUACGAUUUUGUCAAUAAGAAGCGCUGCACGUAUGAAACCGCCACGACGCUGUGGGCGCUGUGGGCCGGUGUUGCAUCGCCGAAACAAGCGGCAGAUAUCGUGAAGAAGGGUCUUCCCAAGUUUGAAGAGUUCGGCGGUCUACUUGCCGGUACUGAAAGUUCACGCGGUAAAGUUGGCCUGGAGCGACCCAACCGACAGUGGGACUACCCGUACGGCUGGGCACCACAGCAGAUGCUGGCGUGGACGGGCCUGCUACGUUAUAGCUUCAACGAAGAAGCUGAGCGUUUGGCAUACAAGUGGCUGUUUAUGAUUACCAAAGCAUUUGUCGAUUUCAACGGUGUCGUUGUAGAGAAGUACGACGUGACGCGGCCCAUCGACCCUCAUCGUGUGGAUGCCGAGUACGGCAACCAGGGUCUGAACUUCAAGGGCGUCGCCAAGGAAGGAUUUGGCUGGGUCAAUGCCAGUUAUGUUUAUGGGCUGCAGAUUGUGAAUGCGCACAUGCGCCGUGCGCUGGGGACGUUGACGCCGUACCCGACGUUUAUCAAGGCAAUUGAGCAAUUGAAUGAGAAGGCUCUUGCCGAUCUUGAGUAG
Cordyceps fumosorosea ARSEF 2679 is the source of this 2232-nucleotide messenger RNA. RefSeq names its product neutral trehalase. The transcript is spliced from 4 exons. Gene Ontology annotation, cellular component: cytoplasm. Gene Ontology annotation, molecular function: alpha,alpha-trehalase activity; calcium ion binding. The record is from RefSeq and is a predicted model, not a curated record. Bases 1 to 2232 code for a protein of 743 amino acids. NCBI's taxonomy places the organism in Eukaryota, Fungi, Ascomycota, Sordariomycetes, Hypocreales, Cordycipitaceae. Gene Ontology annotation, biological process: trehalose catabolic process.